Molecule: messenger RNA, 316 nt
Organism: Meloidogyne enterolobii
Lineage: Eukaryota; Metazoa; Nematoda; Chromadorea; Rhabditida; Meloidogynidae
Source: the annotation of a GenBank genome assembly
UUCUACCGUCAACAAAAUUUGGUCCCGAGAUGUGUUGUUAUAUCAUAAUUCCCUUGCAUCGAAUUUUAUAGUUGACCACAUUUUCACAAAUAAUAAGCAAUAUUUUCUCCUAUCUAUUUACAUAUUUUUACAGGUUAAAGCAAAAAUGAUUUGUCCGUUGUAUGUGUCAUCGGGUUUAUGUGUCAUUCCCCCUUUUAAUCAAUUCAUUCCCUUCCCCCACAUAUUUCUUAUGGCCACUACUUUGUCCAUCAUCCGAUUACCCUCUUUAAUUUUCACAAAACAGAAACUAAAAAAAUUAUUUCUUUUACACUUUUGA